UCACUAUUCUCACGUCAGUGUUGAACUGUUAAAGCGAUUUUUUUUUAAUAUCAAGUACAACAAAGAUAAAUCUUUAUUGAAAUAACAGUUUUUAUUAGAUUUAGGAAUAUUAUACAUAAUUACACAAAUACUGCUGCAACACUUCUAAAUAUUAGAAAGAGACAAAAAGUGUGGUUAUGUUUACGUAGUUUUCAUAAAUAAAUAGACAACAAUGAUACCUCCUGUAGCACCUGGACAGGCUGAAGAAAAACAAAAUAUGGUUAGUUGGAAGAACACGUUCAGUAUGAGACAAAUCAGUCUGAUGAAUCUCGCCGCUUCUCAGUUGGGGGUAAAAAACGGGAGUAGGUCUGCAAUUCCGAAUUGUAGAAGAACGUACAGCAUUACCAGUCCCGCCAAAUCGUUGGAUCUUUUAAGACAGAAUUUACAAAGUGCCAUUAACAAAGACAUAGAAUCGGUUAUAAGAAAGUAUUUGGAGAAAUUUUUUCAACCCGCUAUUAACAACAUUAAAAUUAAUUUGGGUAAUGACAGUGUAACUGAAGACCAUGUGAAGGAAGUGUGCAAACAGAUGCUGGAAGAUGCUAAAUUGAUGUACAAAUUUUCACCAGGGUCACGCGAUAGUUCACCUUAUGAUUACAGUGACUCUGAAGCUAGUACAACAGAUGGAAAAUGUGGUCACAAUAGCCCUCUUCAUAGAAAAAGGAAAGGAUCUGAUACUGAUUCAGAGACAAACAGCAAACGCCACAAGUCACAGUUUUUUUACAUGACUGAAUGUGGCAAAUACAAGGUCCCAAUUAAAAGAGAAGGUGUAAAGUGGAAUCCUGACAGAAUCACCGAAAAUACUUUGUUCAUAAUGGGCCCUAGAGCCAACAAGGUUUUAGGGUAUGGACAGACAAGGGGGCGUCUCUAUGCCCGACAUCCUGAUUUAGUUCGCUACUCUGGCGACCAGGAAGAUAAAGAGUGGUUAUCAGCUAAAAAUUUAAUGCCACCAAGUGGCGGAAAGGCAUAUCUGAUGAUUUUAGAAGAUAUCAAAGAAUUAACAGAAAGCGAUGAAUACAAAAACAAUCCCAAUUUGCAGUUGCACGAGUUGAAGGGUUUUAUAGCACCACAAUUUUUAGUCAACAAGGUCAAAUUAUUCAUUCAAAAUUUUAAGACUGAUAAGAAACCUUUUAUGGGUUUAGAUUUAUUUGAUUUCCGCAGUCAGUCAAUUACUUCACCAAAUACUACACCAGAUUCGGGCCCGUCUACGCCUUCUGAUUCUGUACACGUGGAAAGUCAGACAGGAAGUACAAGUUCUAAGCAGUCUGAAAAUAAUUUUGUUAAUAUUCCUGAAAUGAGUCCUAAUUCAAACCAUUCAAUUAUUUCAAGCCAAAGUCCUAUACAAAAUUCUGGGUUGCUCUCUCCCAACAUGUUGAUGACGAUUGCGAAUAAUACGGACGGUAGUGGACCCGUUAUGAUUCUAAAGGAGAAUACACAGAAUGAUACUUGUUUAACGAGUAUUUUAGCAAGUGAUAACUCACAAGAUUUUUAGCCCCAUUUUAUAUGUUAGAUACUUUAUUUUUGUAUUUGUUUUUAAUUUAUUUUGUUGAAUGCAUGUGUAUUACCCCGUUUUACAAUAAAUACGUAAUGAAGUUGUUUUUUUUCAA
Tribolium madens (black flour beetle) is the source of this 1643-nucleotide messenger RNA. RefSeq names its product deoxynucleotidyltransferase terminal-interacting protein 1. Gene Ontology annotation, cellular component: nucleus. Bases 212 to 1528 code for a protein of 438 amino acids. Gene Ontology annotation, molecular function: nucleosome binding; DNA binding. NCBI's taxonomy places the organism in Eukaryota, Metazoa, Arthropoda, Insecta, Coleoptera, Tenebrionidae. The transcript is spliced from 4 exons. The record is from RefSeq and is a predicted model, not a curated record.